AUUAUCAAACGAAGAAACCUCGGCUGCGGUGUUUUCAAAUCAAAGUCUCUUCUUCUUCUUCUUCCUCGGCACGGCACGUUCCCAGUCGAGUCGAGUUCGCUUCCUGCUGACGAAGGUCCCUUCCCCAUUUGAUUCCGCUCCUCCUUCUUUCUUCUUCCGAUCCCCCCCAACCAGAGGAGAGGGGGAUAGAAUAGAAUGGCGAGGAGAGCAGAGGAAGAGUACGAUUACCUGUUCAAGGUGGUGUUGAUUGGCGAUUCCGGCGUCGGCAAAUCCAACCUCCUCUCCCGAUUCACUCGCAACGAGUUCUGCUUGGAGUCCAAAUCCACCAUCGGCGUCGAAUUCGCCACCCGCACCCUCCAAGUUGAGGGAAGGACUGUGAAAGCACAGAUAUGGGACACCGCUGGACAGGAGCGAUAUAGAGCAAUUACCAGUGCCUACUACAGGGGUGCCCUUGGGGCUCUUCUAGUGUAUGAUGUGACAAAGCCAACUAGUUUUGACAAUGUGAGUCGAUGGCUGAAGGAGCUGAGGGACCAUGCCGAUUCCAACAUUGUCAUCAUGCUAAUUGGGAACAAAACCGACUUGAAGCACCUUAGAGCAGUGGCUACUGAAGAUGCCCAGAGUUAUGCCGAGAAAGAGGGUCUCUCUUUCAUUGAGACAUCUGCGCUCGAAGCGACGAAUGUCGAGAAGGCUUUCCAGACUAUUCUCUCAGAGAUAUACAGGAUAAUUAGUAAGAAGCCUCUGUCCUCAGAAGAGCCUGCACCUGCCAACAUCAAAGAAGGGAAAACCAUCGUAGUUGGUGAAUCAGAAGCCAACACGAAGAAGACAUGCUGCUCCUCAUCUUGAAGAUCAUCAUAUGGUCUUUCACCUUCCCAUUGUGCUCCUUGUUUCCUCAAUUUCUCUGCUGGUUUAUAUGAUGUCCCUUAUCUUUUUUUUUUUCUUUUCCAAAUUUUUGACUGUUUCCAUGAUUAUUAUUGGGUCAUUCGACGAUCUUUUGUGAUGGCUUGAGUUACAUUUUUAUGAUGAGUUGUAGGAAAUUUUUCUCAGCUAAGAGUGUGUGGAAGAAUAUUGGAAUGUUGAAGUGUGUACUGAGAGUGAAUAUUUAAAAUUGGCGAGCUUUGUGGUUCUGUUGUAUGAGAAGGAAGAGUUGAGAAA
Rhodamnia argentea is the source of this 1152-nucleotide messenger RNA. RefSeq names its product ras-related protein RABA2a. The record is from RefSeq and is a predicted model, not a curated record. Gene Ontology annotation, molecular function: GTPase activity; GTP binding. Gene Ontology annotation, cellular component: endosome. The transcript has 2 exons. NCBI's taxonomy places the organism in Eukaryota, Viridiplantae, Streptophyta, Magnoliopsida, Myrtales, Myrtaceae. The coding region runs from base 196 to 843 and encodes 215 amino acids.